ACCGCUUCGCUUCCUGCCGCUGGCAAGUCCUAGCAGUAGGCUUGUGUUCGCGCUUUUGCGUCGUGUUCCAAAUCGGGUAAAUUCUAAUAAGGGGAGACCCUUCGCACUCCACGCUACCGUCCAGGCGUCAAACCACGGUAUCGUCUCCUGUACAAGCAAUCAUGAGCGACCGAGAGGGCACCCCGGAGGAGGUCCACGAGGAGGAGGAGGAGGCCUACCAACAGCAGGGGGGCCAGCAGCAGAUGGGGGACGGGGCCGGGGGAGAGGCUCCCUCUGAGGAGGAGGAGGAGGAAGAGGCCGAGGAGGAGGAGGAGAAGAGCAGGGGAGACGAGGGCUCCCCCGGGGAGGAGGAGGCCAGCCAGAGCAGGGAGGCGCACGACCGCCGGAGACCGCCCUCGCGCUCACGGUCCCGCUCGCGGAGUCAUUCCCGAUCAUCUCGCAGGAGACAUCGUCACUACAGUCACUCUCGAUCCCGUUCACGUUCACCCAGGCGGAGCAGCAAGUACUACUCCCGUGGCAGGAGAAACAUGACUGAAGAUGGCUCCCAACAUGGGAGCCACAGUCGUUCUCCCAUGUCUAACAGGCGCCGUCACAUUGGAAGUCGGGACAACCCCAAUGCAAGCCGCUGCCUGGGGGUGUUUGGCCUGAGUCUGUACACGCAGGAGAGGGACCUGAAGGAAGUGUUCUCCAAGUAUGGACCCCUCGAGGAUGUGCAGGUGGUCUACGACGCUCAGUCUGGUCGAUCCCGUGGUUUCUCGUUCGUGUACUUCGAGAACGUCGAGGAUGCAAAGGCGGCAAAGGAUCGCUGCAACGGGCUGGAGAUCGACGGCCGCAAGAUCCGUGUGGACUACUCCAUCACCCAGCGAGCACACACACCAACUCCGGGGAUCUACAUGGGCAAGCCGUCCUAUGGUGGAGGCUAUGGCGAGGGCAGCGGCGGAGGAGGUCGCAGCGGUGGGGGCGGCGGCGGUGGCUACCGGGGUGGCUAUCGGGACCGCUCCCCCUCUCCCUACUACAGCCGGGGCAGGCGGGGCUACUCCCGUUCCCGCUCUCGCUCGUACUCGCCCCGGAGGUACGGAUACUACUAAGGCGCUCGAAAAAAUCGCUCCUCUUUCAUCAACCUCCAAACUCCUUUUGCACCCCCUUGUACUGUCCCUGCCACCAUGCUUAUCAUUUCCCAGCAGGAGCAAAAAAUGCAUCGCAAAACUUUGUAAUUUUGAGGAAACUUCAAGUUUUCUUUACGGCUUUUUUUUUCUUUUUUCUUUUUUUUUUUUAGUUGAAGUGUACGGGCACGUCUGUGACAAAAACUAGCCUGGUCCCGACUGUGCAAAUAAAUGUGCCGUGGUGGGAAGCCCGUCCCCACGCCUUUGUCAGUUUGUGUUUGUUGCGACGCGGCCCUCUCACCGCCGGAGGCACGCAUUGUUCUCGUAGCUAUGCCUGGCUGCAGCCAAUAAACGAGUGUGAGAAAGUGU
Messenger RNA from Ixodes scapularis (black-legged tick), 1472 nucleotides. Its product is annotated as transformer-2 protein homolog alpha. Gene Ontology annotation, cellular component: spliceosomal complex. Bases 162 to 1088 code for a protein of 308 amino acids. The record is from RefSeq and is a predicted model, not a curated record. The transcript has 10 exons. Gene Ontology annotation, molecular function: RNA binding. Lineage: Eukaryota; Metazoa; Arthropoda; Arachnida; Ixodida; Ixodidae. Gene Ontology annotation, biological process: positive regulation of mRNA splicing, via spliceosome.